Molecule: messenger RNA, 1294 nt
Organism: Gamsiella multidivaricata
Lineage: Eukaryota; Fungi; Mortierellomycota; Mortierellomycetes; Mortierellales; Mortierellaceae
Exons: 3
Coding region: 167-1237 (356 amino acids)
Biological process (GO): apoptotic signaling pathway
Cellular component (GO): membrane; mitochondrion
Source: RefSeq, a predicted model, not a curated record
GCCUCCCCCUUCCUUCCUUCGCCAUUUUUCUCAUUCAACCUUUUCUUUUUUUCCCUUUUUUUUCUUCUUCUUUCUUCCUUCCAUAUCUCGCUUUUCUCAUACCUCCUUCCCCUCCUUUCCUUUCCUCUUCCCCCCUUCAUAAACAGCUUGUGCACCAUACGUUGUCAUGGCCAGAUCAGGUGUUCCCGGACGCAGUGGACUUCAGUCUUAUAGAUAUGAUUACCGUGAAAUGAGCCUUGAAGAAGGUCUGCGCGAACCUCUUCUACCGUCGCUCGAGAGAAUGUACUCGGCCCCGAUAGGAACAAACGCCUCUCCUAUUUAUCAUCCCCUGAAGAAGAAGAAGAGGACGUGUCUUUCGGUCCGGGUCUUGGUACUCUGUCUCGUCCUCGGAGGCCUGUACUAUGGGCUUUCAGCCCUAAGACACCACUAUGCCGAUCCUACUCUGGAGACACACCAAGAGAAUGGUGCGGUUAUUCCCGAGAAAGGGACUCGACACCCUGUCCCGAAGAUACCAUUGAAUCCUGUGGAGGACACUCCAAUGGGCGAGACCUCAACUUGGUCAGAGAGUGGUGUUCUUCAUGCUGGAGACGAAGACGAGUCGGAUCAACAGAUCUUUCGUGAUGAUCUUGUUCCAAGCAUUUUAUCAGGCCAGGUGUUGCCUCCAAAAAAACCGUCGGGUGACGAUGACAAGAAUAGGAACAAGGACGAUGACGAUGACAAUGAUAAGGACAAGGACAAGGAUGGCGGAAAGCUGAUUGAUAGGAUCAAAGCCUCUCUGGACGAGCUCUUGGAAUGGAUCGGGACGACUUUUGCGGAACCCUUUGUCUGGAUUAAAACGACCUUUGAUCAAUCCUGGACUUGGGCAAAAGUGAACGGCCAGGACCUUUGGACGACCGUGAAGCCUUACCUAGGCCCAACUUGGUCCGUAGGUAUGUAUGCGGUCGUGGGAGGAGCCAUUGGCGCGGUGGCCUUACCCUCGGCCAUAGCAUUGUUCCCCUGUGUUCUCGGAUUCGGCGUCGAAGGGAUUUAUGCGGGGUCGUGCGCGGCAACGUGUAUGGCCUGUCAUGGAGGGUACACCCCCGGAGGUGGGUUCGUGGCGACAAUGCAGGCCUUGGGGGCAGUGCCGACCCUUGCUUUUAAUCCGUUUACGGUUAUAACUGGGGCGGUGGUCGGGGUGAUUGCAGGAGGAUAUUACGCAGUGAUGUUUGAAGAGGUUUGGCCGUCCAUGAAUGUAUAAAUGUAUAGUUUGUGAGUCGAAAAUAAAAAAAAUUGGCCACGAUGGCCAUGGAAAUCA